CGAACUCCUUCAGCCCACUUUCAGGUCUUCCUGGUCUGGUCGCAGCCCUGGUAGCUGGGAAACCAUGGACAUUGAAGCAUACUUUGAAAGAAUUGGUUAUCAGAACUCCAGGAAUAAACUAGACUUGAAGACAUUAACUGCAAUCCUUCAGCACCAGAUACGAGCCAUUCCUUUUGAGAACUUGAACAUCCAUUGUGGGGAAUCUAUGGAGCUGAACUUAGACACCAUCUUUGAUCAAAUUGUGAGGAAGAAGCGGGGUGGUUGGUGUCUCCAGGUCAAUCAUCUGCUGUACUGGGCACUGACCAAAAUGGGCUUUGAAACCACAAUGUUGGGAGGAUAUGUCUUUAACACUGCAGCCAAUAAGUACAGCAGUGGUAUGAUUCACCUGCUAGUACAGGUGACCAUUGGCGACAAGGACUACAUUGUCGAUGCUGGGUUUGGACGUUCCUAUCAGAUGUGGGAGCCUAUGGAAUUAACAUCAGGGAAGGAUCAUCCUCAGGUGCCUGCCAUCUUCAUUUUGACAGAAGAGAACGGAAUCUGGUACUUGGACCAAAUCAGAAGAGAGCAGUACAUUCCAAACAAAGAAUUUGUUAACUCAGACCUCCUUGAGAAGAAUAAAUAUCGAAAAAUUUAUUCUUUUACUCUUGAGCCUCGUACCAUUGAGGAUUUUGAGUCCACGAAUACCUACCUUCAGACAUCACCAGCGUCUGUGUUUACAAGCAAAUCUUUUUGUUCCUUGCAGACACCAGAAGGGGUUCACUGCUUGGUUGGCUCCACCCUGACCUAUAGGAGAUUUAAUUAUAAGGACAGUAUAGAUCUGGUAGAGUUUAAGAGUCUGACUGAGGAAGAAAUAGAAGAUGUACUGAAAACUAUAUUUGGUGUUUCUUUAGAGAAAAAACUUGUGCCCAAGCAUGGUGAUCGAUUUUUUACCAUUUAGAACAAGUGGCAGUAAAAGUUUUGGUGUCCCUCAAUGUUCUUGGACAAUUUAUGAUAAAAUGCUCAAACAGGUGGACAGUAUACAUAAUCAUGUGAGCUUUUUUGUAUUUAUCUCCCAGCCUAGUAAUUUGUUGAAUCUUUCUACUCCUAUAAUUUAUGGAAGAAACCAGUAGACAUUUUACCUAUAAAACAUCAGCACUUCUGGUUAAAUGACUUCUGAAUGAAACAUUCAAAGAGUACCUUACUGAUGACAUGGGCAUACUGGUAACCAUGCUGAUGUGUACUAGGACAUACCCAAUGCUGUUUUACAGCUAAAUUCAUAUAGAAUCUGUGCUAACGGCUGAGUAAAAGGAAUAACAAGCUAAGCAUUGCCAUUAAAGUCAACCAGCAUGUAUCUGCUAUGAGAUACAUGAGAUAGCACCUGUAUGAUUCAGGAUUUGGAUUCAGCAAAGAAGAAUGGGAGGUUAUGUUGGUUCCAAAUAAUUACAUAAUUUUCAAUAUAUGACUUACAGCAACACCUAGGGAUAUAGGAUUAGGACCCAAGAGAACCAGCCACACAGCUAAUGAUUGCUUUCUGUGUUGUUUUCAUAUCUACUUCUGUUAAUACUGUUUUUCUUACUGUGGGAACAAACACCAAUUUAGAAAUUUGAGCUUUUAGAUUUUAAGAAUGUAUGUCUAAAAUAAUUAAUAUAAAUGAAGAAAUAUGCUUCCCAAACUCAUUUUUAAAGAGGUAUAUUAAAACAUAGUUGACUAAUACAGGUUUUAUCUGGAGGAGUCAGGGUGUAAUGGGAUUGGUGUCUUCUGCAAGGGAGUCUUAUGUUUAUUUUACUUCUCAGGAAUGUUAAUCUUUACUGUUGACUCUACCAGAUUUGAACUCACUUAGAAAACACACUUGUAAGCUUUCCUAUGAGUAAUUUUAGAGACGUUUAACUGAAGAAGAAGAGUCAGCUGACAAAGGAAUGUGGGCAGCACCAUUCCCUUUGUUUAGGUCCUGGACUGAAGAAAACAGAAAAAGAAAAAGAAAAAAAAAAAGGAAAAACCAUGCACUGAGCGAUGUUUGUUCAUGGCUGAUUGUGACACUUUGUGACCCAUCGCUUCGUGUGCUCACCUCUACAACUGUUACGGAGCCUGCAAACUCUGAGCUAAAGUGCAUAUAGGUGGUACUCGUUUCAUCUGUGACAAAUCAGCCACAGAUUUAGGGUGUGUGUGAGAGAGGGGGGAAGGAGGGAGGGAGGGAGGGAGAGAACCAAAUCUGCAGUAAAUAUUAAAUAAAUAUCUGUUAGAUGGA
Messenger RNA from Psammomys obesus (fat sand rat), 2224 nucleotides. Its product is annotated as arylamine N-acetyltransferase 2. The record is from RefSeq and is a predicted model, not a curated record. NCBI's taxonomy places the organism in Eukaryota, Metazoa, Chordata, Mammalia, Rodentia, Muridae. The coding region runs from base 65 to 937 and encodes 290 amino acids. The transcript is spliced from 2 exons. Gene Ontology annotation, molecular function: acetyltransferase activity.